CAAUCAUCUUUAGUUUCCCUCUUCCCUUUUAAUAUCCUGGUUUUGUUUUAAUCAUUCUGCUUUGCGUUCAUGCGCCAUGCGGGUGGGCAGGACCGGGUCCCUCAGUAUAAAACUGUUCCCAGCCUGCAUUGUAAGUAAAAUACGCCGUAAAUUAAUGAUCAAUGGCUAAUGUUGUGUGUUCUAAUACUCUGUGUGGAACCUUCGUUAUCAUCGUCUCCUUCCUCAUCCCGCGCCCUGCUCCUGUCAUGUGCGCCAGCAGCGCGUCAGACUCCCCUCCUCCUUUAAAUGGAUCGGUGACACCAGACAGAGGCUGGGCAGGGCCACGCAGAAUAAAACGCCGUGGGUGCAGGGUGAGACAGAUUAAGCAAGCUGAAAGAGGAGAGAGCAACGGGAGGCAACGAGAAGCAACGGAGAAAAUAAACAAGUGAAAAAUAUGAAGAAACUGUUUUUAUCCUUUUUUGCGUUGGUCGUCCUCGUCUUCUGGCUUAUGCUGAACACAUUCGUCUGGCACGACUUCUCCAACAGUGACAAAGGACCUCAAGGCCCUUACCAUCAUGUCCAGAGGAGAAUUGGAUCCGGCAACUCUGCACCAUGUGAAGACUGCAGCCGUAUCACUGACCAAGUGGUGGAGCAUUUCACUCACAGCAUGAAGAAGCAGGAAGACAACUUAGAAAACCUCAGGAAAACCAUCACAGACAAAGUAGAACAGCAUUCCUCUGACAACUUGGGGGAGCAGGACAACAAAGUCAUAAAGCUACGCAACAACAUCACUGACAAAGUAGUGAAGCCUUACACUCAAAAUCUGAAGAAGCAGGAGGACAAUGUCAACAAGUUAAGCAACAACGCUGACAAAGUAGUGGAGCAUUCUUCUGACAACUUGAAGAGACAGGAGGACAACGUCAAAAGCAACAAUGCUGACAAACCAGCAGAGCGUCCCCCUGACAACCUGAAGAAGCAGGAGGACAACGUCAAAAGUAAUGUCGGACCUCAAGGCCCUUACCAGCACGCACCCAAGAAAAUUGCAUCUGGCGCCUCGACACCAUGUAAAGACUGCAGCGAGCAAAUCAUCGACAAUAUAAUGGAGCGUUACAAUCACAGCUGGAAGAGGCAGGAGGAAAAUGUCAAAGUGUUGAGAUCUCUGCUCAACAGCAGUUGCAGUGGGCUCACCAAGGCCAUCGUAACGCAGGCCAACACCCCAGUGGGAUCAGAGGUUACGUACGACGGUGAGAAGAGAAAGCCGUACAAGGUGCCCCAACAGGUCUUCGACGUCUUUCCAAAGGACCAUCCUUUUUUAAAUAAACCAUUGGACACAUGCGCUGUUAUUGGGAAUGGGGGGGUCCUGGCCAACAGCAGCUGUGGAGAGAGGAUCGAUUCUGCCCAGUUUGUUUUCAGGUGCAAUCUACCUCCUGUGACAGAUGGCUAUGAGAAAGAUGUAGGGAGCAAGACAAACCUCGUGACGGUUAACCCGAGCAUCAUCCUCUUCAAGUACAAGAACCUGAUGGAGCGCCAUCGUCCCUUUGUGGAGAGCCUGAACGUCUAUGGCGAUUCCCUUGUGCUUCUACCUGCCUUCUCCUACGCCUUCAACACACCCGUGUCGCUGAGGGUCCUGUAUGCUAUCCAAGACUUUAAAAGCCCCACCCAGCCUGUCUUCCUCAACCCAGACUACCUCCGGAGUCUGAACCAGUUCUGGCGCUCGCAGGGCCUCAAGGAAUCGCGGCUCAGCACUGGCUUGAUGAUGGUUAGUCUGGCGCUGGAAGUCUGUUCUCGCGUGGAUUUGUAUGGCUUCUGGCCCUUCAGCCUGCACCCAUAUGGACACCAACCCCUCACCAACCACUAUUACGAUGACGUUCAAUUUAAAAAGAGAGUUCACACCAUGCCUGCUGAGUUUGAACAGUUGUUGAAGCUGCACAAUCAGGGUGUGCUCAGGGUUCAGCUGGGAAAAUGUCCCCCGGACACCAGAUAGGAGCUGGAGGCAGAGGAAAGCCUUCAGCUGCAGCUGACACCACAGCUGUUAGAGGGUGACAGUGGAGUGGGUUUUCACUCCUGUCCUAUUCCACUGUCACAAAAUUACUCCUAUACCAACCCAAGUUUGAGAGUUUCAAAAAAAAUCUGCCCUGUCCCAUCCUAUUCCUGUGUUGUUGUUGUUUUUUUUUUUUGUUUUUGCUUUUUUACUCUACCCAUAGGCAAUGCAGUGACUUUGAUUUGAUGUAUUGGCCAUCACUCUUUUAGUUUACUUGUGCUCUACUGGCCAGUUUUUUUUAAUUUUUUUUAUUCACACCAUUUGGCUAGUAGGUUGGCCCACACUUUUAUACAGUGUAUGGUCAUCAAUUCACACACGCCACACACUGCUCAAGUGGCUGCAACCAACCAUCAACCAGCCACCAGAGCAGACAGGAGAGAUUAAAAAACAAAAACAAAAAAGACAACACAACAACUAGUAUUAUUCCAAAAUAAACAGCACUUAUUCAUAUUAGAACUGCAUAUUUAUACAUGAAAACUGACCUAUUAUUGUUAUGAUUCCUGUCUCGCCCACUUCCGAUGACUUUUUUUCUUGUUCUGUCCCACUUUUUCACUUUAUGAAUCCUGAAACUGACCCCCAGUCCAUGGGAAUCCCACAGGAAUCCCAUGAUGCACAGGAUUCCUGAAAAAAUGUUUGCCUCUAACAGGAGCACAGUGCCUUCUUUCCAGCUUCAGCCUCAAGUCUUCAUUCAUAAGGCCUCUGAUGUGUGUUAGAUUGACUGGAUCAGUCUGUAGUCUCUAGAUGGUUUGUAUUUUGGCUUAUCAUACAGAUUUCAUUAGAGGAGAAAGAUAUGGAUGCUUGGACUUGUUGAGAUUGUCGAGCAGGGUCAUCAGCAGCUAAGACGUUUGCACUAAAAUCAAAACGUGAAAGUAAUGAGACUGUAAAUAUUAUGUUCAAUGUAUAAUAUUUUUGUGUAUCUAUGACUAUUUAUUUGCAGUUGUUCCAGCUAGAGGCUGGAGGAACGGUUAUUUUUCUGACACUAGAAAGCCAUGUCAAAAAAGAGUAACAUUUGAGCCUUUUGUGAUGUUUGCAAUUUAGUGCCUUAUGUCAAUCACCUAAUAGCAAUUUUAUUUCAAACUGAAUGUAUUUUGAAGAGAAUCCACUACCUCUUUGAGUGGAAAAUAUUAAGCAAGGUCAUACAUAAUGACACAAUGAAGAUAUCUAAUGAUCUCACACAGAACAAGGAUGUAUUGCAUCUUAACACUCGUCAGCAUGUCACAUGUUUGUGGCACUGCUUCCACUUUGAAAACGUGUGCUUGUACACAUGAAUAUUGCACAAACCAGUCGCUGGUGUCAGAGAGAAUUUCCGCUCUCUCUUCCUCAAUCAGUUUCAUGUGACAGUGCUGAAUGUGGCACAGAGAUGAGCUGAGCCUCAGCCUCAGGUCUCGGGGCUCCUGCUGGGGUUUGUGACCUCCACCACUCUUCACAGCAGAUCCUCCCAGCAGCCUCUGGCUCAACUGGAAGUGUGUGUGGUGUCUCUAAGCAAGACUCAGAGCCAAGGACUAAACAGAGAGGCCACAGAUACAAACAAAUAAUGGCACCAGUAAACACCUCCAGGAGGUCUCUCCUGACAAAAGUUGCUAUGGUGAGCAGCUCAGAGAGAGUCACAGCCACUAUGAAACAUGCAACCUUUCCUGUCACCAUGGUGACCACACAGGAAAUGGUGCACAUAACUUUCAGUACUGUACUGCUAAAACUUUUGUCUGCUAAAUGCUCUACAAAACCAACACGCAGGUUUAGUUGUUUAAGAGGAUGUGGUUGCUAAAAUAACAGAUUUGACUGUAACUCAGAUAAAAGAUAAAGUUAAAAGUCACUGAAUCAUUUUCUUGGGGUAAAAACUGUCAUCAACUUGCAUUUUGAUGGAUGAUGAAGGUAGAUUGGAUUUAAUUAACCUAGCAUUCUUGCCUUUACGGGUCAUACUUUAAAUGUCUUAAAUGUGGUUUUGCUAUACUGUUGGGUAAUGGAUUACUAUCUUUUGUGGGGAAACUCUGAAAUCAUGUGAACUUUUGAAAAUUUGAUCUCUGUGAACACCUACUGGUGAGAUAAAUGAAGGUGUACGCAAUAAAUAUUUAUCAGAACGGU
This is a messenger RNA of Myripristis murdjan (pinecone soldierfish), 4102 nucleotides long. RefSeq names its product ST8 alpha-N-acetyl-neuraminide alpha-2,8-sialyltransferase 6 (gene st8sia6). The transcript is spliced from 13 exons. NCBI's taxonomy places the organism in Eukaryota, Metazoa, Chordata, Actinopteri, Holocentriformes, Holocentridae. Gene Ontology annotation, molecular function: alpha-N-acetylneuraminate alpha-2,8-sialyltransferase activity. Gene Ontology annotation, biological process: N-glycan processing; oligosaccharide metabolic process. Bases 434 to 1963 code for a protein of 509 amino acids. The record is from RefSeq and is a predicted model, not a curated record.